AUGGCAAAAGCACAAUUGGGUACAUCCAAAUAUCAAGCCAAGAAGCUCAAAGCAGCAGGGUUACAAAAGCUUAAAUACUACUGUCAAUUAUGUCAGAAACAAUGUCGAGAUGCUAAUGGAUUUAAAAACCAUUUGGCAUCGCCAUCACAUAUGGGAAGGAUAUCAAACAUACAAUCCCUGGGAGAAGCCAAAACACUCGUAGACACAUAUUCAAGUCAGUUUCAACUGGAUUUCAUAAAUCUACUUCGUAUUAACCAUGGAACUAAGAAGAUUAAUGCAAAUAGGUUCUACCAGGAGUAUAUUCAAUCUAAAGAUCACAUUCAUAUGAACAGUACCCGAUGGAAUAGUUUGACUUCAUUUGUGAAGUAUUUGGGUAAGAAUGGGAUAGUACGGGUGGAAAAUCCCAAUGAAGAAGAAUUCAAUCUUGAAAUAAGGUUGAUUGAUCAAUCACAACAACAAGUUAAGGAAUCUCGAGAGAAGGAAAUAAAGAAUGAUGAGGAGUUAACUGUAAAGUUAUUGAAUCAAAAGAUAAAACAAGGAAAAGAGAAGGAUUUGGAGUCUAAUGCAUCACAUUCACCACCGCCGCCACCACCGGUAACUGCUGUGGUUCUGGGACCAGUUAAACUUUCCCUUAAGUCGAAAAAGAAACUGGUAGCUCCUAAACUUACAUCGAUAUUUAAUCAAGAGUAA
Messenger RNA from Spathaspora passalidarum NRRL Y-27907, 690 nucleotides. RefSeq lists its product as uncharacterized. Gene Ontology annotation, cellular component: nucleus. The record is from RefSeq and is a predicted model, not a curated record. Gene Ontology annotation, molecular function: double-stranded DNA binding. The transcript has a single exon. Lineage: Eukaryota; Fungi; Ascomycota; Pichiomycetes; Serinales; Debaryomycetaceae. Gene Ontology annotation, biological process: DNA replication; DNA damage response. Bases 1 to 690 code for a protein of 229 amino acids.